CUCACUUUUCGCGACGUCAUAACCAGUCGCCGGAAAUGACGCUGACACACCGUCCUGUGUGAUGCCAUGGCUGGACUCUUGAAAAAGACAACCGGCCUGGUUGGCCUGGCAGUGUCCCAAAAUCCACAUGAGCGAUUGAGGGUUCUUUACUCCAAAAUCCUGGCAUCGCUGCAGACCAUGCCGCAAGACGCUGCCUACAGGAAGUAUACGGAACAGUUGGUCAAUGAGAGGUUUAGCCACAUCAAAACGGAGUCUGAUGUUGAGAAUUUGGAAAAGAAGAUCAAUGGUGGACAGAUUGAAGAGGUCAUUUUCCAGGCAGAGUGUGAGCUGGCUCUGUCAAGAAAAAUGGCCGAGUGGAAACCAUGGGAACCGCUGAUUGAGGAGGCUCCUCCCAACCAGUGGAAAUGGCCCAUCUGAAAACAUUUGUGAAUAUUACUGGUCAUUAUUAAUAAAAUAGUUCCCCUUA
Phycodurus eques (leafy seadragon) is the source of this 466-nucleotide messenger RNA. RefSeq names its product NADH:ubiquinone oxidoreductase subunit A5 (gene ndufa5). Bases 67 to 417 code for a protein of 116 amino acids. Lineage: Eukaryota; Metazoa; Chordata; Actinopteri; Syngnathiformes; Syngnathidae. Gene Ontology annotation, biological process: respiratory electron transport chain. The transcript is spliced from 5 exons. The record is from RefSeq and is a predicted model, not a curated record.